Molecule: messenger RNA, 1101 nt
Organism: Alosa alosa (allis shad)
Lineage: Eukaryota; Metazoa; Chordata; Actinopteri; Clupeiformes; Clupeidae
Gene: gper1
Product: G protein-coupled estrogen receptor 1
Exons: 1
Biological process (GO): G protein-coupled receptor signaling pathway
Cellular component (GO): membrane
Molecular function (GO): G protein-coupled receptor activity
Source: RefSeq, a predicted model, not a curated record
AUGAUUCAGGGCCUCUAAUUCAAGGACUAAGCCAAUAUGGAAGAGCAGAUGAUUCAGAUAUAUGUGAAUGUGAAUGGCACUGAUCGGCUUAAUGUCUCAUAUGAUUAUAACUCAACACAUUUAAAGGAGACCCCAGAUACAUAUCAGUUCUACAUCAUCAGCCUUUUCCUCUCCUGUCUCUACACCAUUUUCCUUUUCCCAAUUGGGUUUAUUGGUAACAUCCUUAUCUUGGUGGUGACCCUAAACCACAGGGACAAGAUGACCAUUCCAGAUCUAUAUUUUGUUAAUCUGGCUGUGGCAGACCUGAUACUAGUAGCUGACUCACUCAUUGAGGUCUUCAAUCUGAAUGAAAAGUACUAUGACAUUGCAAUCUUGUGUACAUUCAUGUCCCUCUUCUUGCAGGUCAAUAUGUACAGUAGCAUUUUCUUUUUGACAUGGAUGAGCUUUGAUCGAUAUGUAGCACUUGCCAGCUCCAUGAGCAGCAGUCCCUUGCGGACAAUGCAGUAUGCCAAACUCAGCUGCAGUCUCAUCUGGAUGGCUUCCAUCCUGGCCACGUUGCUACCCUUUACCAUUGUCCAGACACAGCAUACAGGUGAGGUGCACUUCUGCUUUGCCAAUGUCUUUGAAAUUCAGUGGCUAGAAGUCACCAUUGGUUUUGUGGUUCCCUUUUCAGUCAUUGGCUUAUGCUACUCCUUAAUAGUACGCAUUCUUAUGAGAGCACAAAAGCACCGUGGGCUAUGGCCACGCAGACAGAAGGCACUCCGUAUGAUUGUGGUGGUUGUACUGGUCUUCUUUAUUUGUUGGCUCCCCGAGAAUGUUUUCAUCAGCAUCCAGCUUCUCCAGGGCACGGCAGACCCAUCACAACGAAGUGCCACCACACUAUGGCAUGACUACCCACUGACAGGUCAUAUUGUCAACCUUGCAGCUUUUUCAAACAGCUGUCUGAACCCAAUUAUUUAUAGCUUUCUGGGAGAGACCUUUAGGGACAAGUUGCGGCUCUUUAUUAAACAGAAGGCCAAUUGGUCUGUGCUUUAUCGUUUAUGCCAUCAUACCCUGGAUUUGCACAUCCCUGUUAGGAGUACUGAAGUUUCUGAAGUGUAG